This is a messenger RNA of Schistocerca americana (American grasshopper), 2676 nucleotides long. Its product is annotated as inverted formin-2-like. The coding region runs from base 1 to 2676 and encodes 891 amino acids. NCBI's taxonomy places the organism in Eukaryota, Metazoa, Arthropoda, Insecta, Orthoptera, Acrididae. Gene Ontology annotation, molecular function: actin binding. The transcript is spliced from 16 exons. Gene Ontology annotation, biological process: cellular component organization. The record is from RefSeq and is a predicted model, not a curated record.
AUGUAUGGUACUGUGUUAAGAACACGUCCGGCUCUAGUUAUUUUACUCUGGGACAGAGUUGGUAACGUCUUAGUAACCGAAAAUGAUCAACAGGAGAAUAACUUAGUGAAGAGAGAGAAUGAUCCUACUACAAAAUGGGCUAUCAAACAGCUACACACUAUUACGAGACGUCUUAAAUGCACGUACCGAGCAGGUUUCCAUAUGGGGAGUGCUUGGAUUAUUAAACUGCGUAGUAGCUUAGACCAUAUCAGCAUUUCUGUUACCCUCUACCGUGUUAGACAUGUAGAUGCAUUUGAGUUCAGUAAUUCGUUAAAAAUAUUUUUGUAUCCUUCAUCUGGAGCACUCAAUGUCCAUGAAAAUCCUCAAAGUCUUCUUUUAGCUGUUACUAAACUCAGAAAAGCAGAUAUCAAUAUUCUGCUACGUUCACACAAUUAUAUUAUCACAACCGAUUCAGUUUCUGUCAAAAUAGCUCUUAACAACAAACCCCUUUGUGCAAAAUAUAUCUUGCUACACCCAUCACUAGAAUCUCAGAACAUCACGGUUAAAAUGCAAGUUAUUGAACUUCUCUAUGCUGUGUGCGCAUAUUCUUCAAAAGGACAUCAAAUGGCUCUUCAUGCUCUACGGCACUUCAAGGUUACUUGUGAUCAGAAGCAUGGGUUUGACAUAAUAGUGAGUGAACUUCGUAACACAAAAAAUGUUGAAUAUCAGACAAGGCUGCUUUCUUUCAUCAACUGCCUAACACUGGGCUGCCACAAUGUCCACAAGCGUGUGCAGAUCAGGAAUGAAUUGCUUGGUCGUGGGCUUGGACCAAUCCUGAGUUCACUAAGUGCAACUGAUGAUAAGGAGCUACAGAUGCAAGUUUCAGCAUUCAUUGAUUACCAACACAGAGAUGAGAUGGAAUUAGAAUCAACAAAACAACUAACUCAUCAUCAGUUGUUUGAAGCAAUAUUCGAAAAGGUACACAUUAUUGUCCUUAUUGCUACUGAUAAACAGAAAUACUUGUGGGACAGUGUGUGGGAAGCACUUGACUCUCUUUCAUCUGAAGCUAUAAAACCUGGGUUUUCUAUCCACAAAAAGCCAGCACGCACUCAAAAAUAUCAUGAAAGAAGAGCUGACAGUAUUAUCAAAACACAUUCUUUUUAUAUCCUUAAUACAAGCACAGUGUCUACGCAGACCGAGGUGGAAUAUACAAGAGAAGUAAAGCAACUUUGUGAUAAUGAGAAACAGCAUCAGUUGUCACCAUCAGAAGCAAAACUGUCAUUCCCAGCACCACCUCCUCUUCCUCCACCUCCACCUUGUCUGCCACUGCCACUUAUUUCAGUGGUGUCAUCAGCUAUUCCAUCAGCUUCAGGGGUGCUAUCACCUUCAUCACUUGGAGGUUACAGUUCUCAACAAAAAAAUUAUGUACCUCCACCUCCUCCAAUUCCCAAUAGUGACAGCUUUGAAACACUGAUGUUACAUAGGAGACAUUCACUUCCAGCACAUUUACCAGAUUCUGCAAGUUUGUGGACACCAGUAAAGGACAAGUCUAACACACUACCACUGCCCAAGCGGAAGAUGAAAACCCUAAGCUGGACAAAGAUUCCAGUCUCUAUGAUAGGUGAAUCAGUAUGGACUGAAAUGCAGAGCGAAGCAAAGAGUCUUAGAGUUGAUUUCAAGCAAAUGGAAGAACUGUUCUGUCAGAAAACUGCUACUGUGCAACAUCGAAAGUCUUCUCCAGUAACACUUCCAGCACCAAUAACUCCCAAGAUCACUUUACUGGAAACCAAGAGAGAUCUGGCAGUAAAUAUUUAUCUAAAACAGUUCAAAUUGGGAGGGAAAGCAGUCAUAGAAGUUAUAAAGAACCUUAAAGGAGGUGAUAUAGGUCCUGAGAAACUGAAAGCUCUCUUGCCACUACUUCCCACAGAAAAAGAGCUGACUUCAGUCAGAUGCUAUUCUGGAGAUCUGGAUCGUUUAGGAGAGGCAGAGAAAUUUUAUCUUCAGCUAUCAGAAGUACCUUCCUUUGUCCUCAGGAUUAGGGCAAUGUUGCUUAAAGAAGAGUUUCCUUUAAGAACAUCUGAACUGAGAGAACAACUAAAUGCCGUUGCAGAUGCAUGCAAUAAGCUGAAGGCUAAUAAACAUUUGAAAGAAUUUCUAGCACUAGUACUUCAACUUGGAAAUUUCAUAAAUGCUGUAAGUAUUCCUAACAUGAAGCUUUUGAUAUCAGUGGAGCUGCUCCAGGAAGAAGUGAUGAAACUUAUUAGUGAUGUCAAACAUGUUGCAUCACAGCUGAAGGAAGAUACAAGUGGAAUCAGGGUGCAGUUCAAAGAUUUCUUUAAGGCUGCUUUGAAAUGCAGUAAUGAAAUUCAGCAGGCUAUGAAUAAGGUGAAGGCUUGUACUCAUGCUUUAGCCAAACAUUUCUGUGAAGAUCCUAAGAAAUUCAAGCCAGAAGAAUGUUUCCAUUUGUUUGCUGAGUUUUUUACCAUAAUUCAGAGAGUUCGACUGGAAAAUGAAGAGAAAAGGAAAUCAGAACAACAGCAAAUUCAAGAGCAGAUGGAAACAAACAAACUAACUGCAAACGGAGGUAGAGGCAGAAAAAAGUUUUUACCACAUCGACAAUAUACUGCAGCUAAACAGAUUUUAAGGGAUAUUUGCAGUAAAAAUUUCAAAUUACGUCGAACUGAAGCUCAGUACUGA